Messenger RNA from Notodromas monacha, 261 nucleotides. The record is from the annotation of a GenBank genome assembly. NCBI's taxonomy places the organism in Eukaryota, Metazoa, Arthropoda, Ostracoda, Podocopida, Cyprididae.
UUUUCGUUUGCAAUUCAGGUCCGUGAAAUCAGCAUAGCUCUCGUUUCGGAACAGUGACGGAGUCGGAGUUCGGGCAUCAUGACUGACAAGGACGCGCUGAAGAUGCAGAUCGAGAAUCUCAAGCAGCAAGUCGGCAUCGAGCGCGUGCCGCUCAGCAAAUCCAUCGCUGCUCAUAAAUUCAUAACGCAUCAAAUCCUUCCUUAUAUGCGUGUGUUUCGAAAAAAUAAAACGUCCCAUGCCACGAACUACUCGACGGAAUGA